This is a messenger RNA of Apiotrichum porosum, 2688 nucleotides long. RefSeq lists its product as uncharacterized. The record is from RefSeq and is a predicted model, not a curated record. Bases 1 to 2688 code for a protein of 895 amino acids. The transcript has 9 exons. NCBI's taxonomy places the organism in Eukaryota, Fungi, Basidiomycota, Tremellomycetes, Trichosporonales, Trichosporonaceae.
AUGAUAAUGCUCAUCGUCUACUUGAACCCCUGCAUCCUCAGCUCUGCUCCCUUAUCACUCAUUCUUCGCUCUGGCAAUACCACCUCGUCUCCCGUCCCCAUCUGGUCUGCGCUCCUCCUGCCCGCGGCCUCAUUGAUCAUAACGGCUGAGGUGGCGUUACCAAUCCCAAGUGUUCGCUUCCAGUAUGAGCAAGAUGAGCCGCUCUCCGAAACGAAGCCCAGCCGCCUGGGACUCGGGCACGGCGGGGUCAUUGGUGGCGGCCGACGACGAGGUGUUCGGCAUGACGACGGAGCGCCCAUUCUCGCCCGCUCCACCUGCUCCACUCCGCCCCUUCCGCUCGACUUUGGGCGUAGGUGUGAGCCCCUCGUUUGUGCGCCCGACACGUCCCUUCCCAUCCGCUUCGAGGGCUCCUCCCUGCACCACGGCCGCGUCAAGGGAAUGCGCUUCGCUGCAAAGGGCAACGUCAAGUCCGAGGCCAAGGAGCGUAUCGAGUCCAUCCUCGGCCCUCUCCCCGACCCCAUCGCCGACCUUACCACGGCGUCGCGUACCUACGACUCGGGCGACUUUGUCACCGCCCUCACGGACGCGAUCGCUUUCCUCUUCGCGGUCGAGCGCAAGCAAAAGGACCAGGCCGCGUUUGAGAACCGUCUCUCAGGCGUCCCUUGCCUUUCUCGCUCCGCGGGCGGUGGCGCGUUCUCCGUCGUCUCGGGUCGUGGCCAGGCAUUCUCCAAGUGGUUCGUGUGGGACAUGCCCAAGCCACCAGUCUCGACUGGCGGUCACGUCACUGUCUUGUGCCCCGACGAGGCGACGGCCAGGCGCCAGGCAAUGGAAUUUGCGUCGUCAUCAGCCUUCUACAACAAGGGAAACUCGCUGUUCAACCUCCCCGCGCGGUACCUCGCCAAGCGCGCUGAGGCUGGCAACGCCAGGCAGUUCCCGAUUGACGACGCGAUUCCUGGUCUGGCCAUGCGCUGGUUCCGCAAGGGUGGUCCCGCCGAGGUCGACGCCAUCCACGAUGCCGUCGCCACUGGCAAGUUGACCCGUCGCUUCAAGUUUGACGGCGACGACGUCACGGUGCCGGUGCCGGAGGGACAGUCGGCUGACACCUCGGCGUUCAAGGCCAACCUCAACAAGCUCAAGGCUGUUGUGCAAGAGGCCGAGUACCUCCUCAUGACGCCACACGAGUUUGUCGAGAAGGAGACUGGCAGGCGGGCAUUGAAGUACUCAAUGUACCGAGUCCGCCAGCUCGACGUUGACUUCCAGCCCGUCGUCAUCAACCCGUACUGGUUGGGACUCUGGCUGGGCGAUGGUAACCGCCGCAACACCGUCAUCUUCAACUUUCACGAGUCGGAGAUUAGGGCGUUCCUCAUCCAGUAUGCCGAGCUCCUCGACAAGCCCGACAAGACCGCACUGGAUGCUGUGCAACUCGCCCGCGGCCUUGGCUUCAAAGUCCAAUCCCACCGUCUCACCAACCGUAUUCCCUACCUCGACGGUACUUACGGCGACGCGCUGCGCGCCCGCAUCACCGGCGACAGCAUCCACGAGAUCCCUUGUCUCUUGGGCAGGAAAAAGGCGCUCAAGAGGAUCUUCCAGCAGCAACAGAGCUGGAUCUUCCAGAUUGCCGAGGAGGAGCACCCCAAGCCUGCCGAGCAGACUCUCUGGUCCAUUGCGGUCGACGGCGACAACAAGUUUGUGCACGACGACAUGUUGGGCACAGGCUACAAGCCUGCGAGGCCAGAUCAAAGCCGCCCUGCGCUUGCCCGUCGUCGACUUGCCGAGUCCAUGCAACAGCUCUCGACGAUCAUCGCUGUCAUGGAGGUGCUCGAUGAGAGUGCUCGUCGCCAGCAGUCUCACCCCGAGCGUCUGCUCCACCUCCAUGCCCAUAUUACGGUACUCUUCGAUGAGGCGAAGCGCGUUGGAAAGUCACCACUCGCAUCCAACGAAGAGAUCAACGAUGUUGCCAAGCGCAUGGCAGGUAUCCACCUCAACGAGGUGGCAGCGCGGCCAGUCAGCACACCGCGCAUUCGUCUAGCCGAGGGGGGCCCCACUGAUGACAUUCUUCCAGGCAACAACAGCUCUCCCUGCUCGCUCUCCCUCGCACCUUCGUCUCCCCCUUCCACCCUCCCCUUUACCCCAAGUGACAGCGACGGCGACGGCGACGGCGACUGGUGCGUCAUUGAGGUCGCCGAGUCCACCGACACAAGCCCCGCCGAUUCGCCCAAGGUCGCGACUUCCGGCAACGUCACCUUCGACGGCAACACCAGUGGCAACGGCCUCGGCAACAUCGUCCAGGCGGAGCCCAUGUCCGACCACGACGGGUUCGACCUUUGGGGCGAGCCCAUCUACCGCACGGGGAUCGGCAAAGAGGACAACACUGCUCAGAAGAGUGGAGCACCCAGCGCUACAUCUGGUUGCACGUGUGUUGCCCAGACCAAGGGUACCAAGGACGGCUCGGACAGCACCGUGUCGGCCAACGACACGGCCGCCGGCUGGGGUGCCACCGACCAGGGUGGUGAUUCCGUUGCCGAAACCCGCAAGUCCUUCGACGCUGCCUUGGAUGCGUGGACCAAGUCCCUGCGUAGCAAGGACGGAAAGCAUGGCGCACAUCACGGAAGGACUGUCGAUGCCCUUGCUGCCUUCUUCGCGGCUGUUAAAGCUCGUGAUGCGCAGGAGGAGGGUCGCAACCAGUAA